Molecule: messenger RNA, 5033 nt
Organism: Pseudopodoces humilis (Tibetan ground-tit)
Lineage: Eukaryota; Metazoa; Chordata; Aves; Passeriformes; Paridae
Gene: STON2
Product: stonin 2
Biological process (GO): regulation of endocytosis; endocytosis
Source: RefSeq, a predicted model, not a curated record
CGCGCCGGGAGAGCGCCCGAUGGAGCAGCGCGCCCGCCGCAGUUGGAAAAAAAAGUGCAAAGGAGUUGUUUCCCUCUAUUGGCUCAUCUUCAUUGUACCUUUCCCAUUCUGCUUCCUCCUCCUGAUGAUCCCCAAGUGAAGAUGAGUGACCUGCUGUGAAUAUGACAUCUCUGACAAGUGUCAUUGCCUCCCACCAGUCCGAGUGGGUGUCCUUCACUGACGAGCUGCUCUUCCCUGUUCACCCACGAGGAAGCACUGAGGCUCCUCCGGUGAAAUGUUUAAAUUCCUCAGACACAUCAUCAGAGGAGAAUCACAAUGCAAAUGGAGAAUUUCAAGACCUUUUCUGCACAGAGCUGGAAGAGGCAGCUGAGCAGCCCAAGCUGGAUUCUGCUGUGCUUGGUAGCCAUGAUCUCUCAUCAUCCAUCAGUUCUUGGGUUCAAUUUGAAGAUGCACCAUGGACCAGUGCUUCAUCAACCCACCCACAAACAGUGUCUGCAUCAAAAGCACCCAGCUGGACUUCCCCCUCUUCCAACUCUUCUGAGAGGCAAGCCCGUGCCUCAGAGAGCAGCUGGACAACCAACUCAGAGGACACCAGCAGCCCAAGCAUUGCUCCCUCCUACACAGACCUGCAGUCACUCAAUACCGAGGAUUUGACCAGUGGUAGAACAUCUGCAGCAGAUUCAGCUGACAAUUCCUCAUCUCUCCAGGAAGAUGAAGAGAUAGAUAUGGAGGCUGUCAACUGGCAGCUGAACAACACCUCCAUGAAUGGCCAUUCAUCUACCCCAACCACAGUUCGCUUUCCCAGCUGGGUGACUUUUGAUGACAAUGAAGUCAGUUUUUCACCGCAGAGCCUUUCUCCCUUGAAAACAGAUACCCCACCUGCAGAAACACAGACUCCAGAUGUUAACUUUAAUCUCACUACAUCCUUAAAGAAAAGAGAACGUCCUAAAAGCACACUGGGAGACCUCUCCAAAAUUCAAAAAUUAGAUCUUUCCUCUUUAACCAAGUUGCCUUCUGUUGAAACACCACCAUGGAGUGCUACCAAUCCCUUUCUGGAUGAAUCGCUUCGAGAUGUCCAACCCUCACCCAUCAAUCCAUUCAGCUCAUUCUUUGAGGAGCAAGAGAGGCGUUCCAAAAGCUCUUCUGUCUCCAGCGCUCCAGGCAAAAGCCAAAGAGACUCUCUCAUUAUUCUCCAUCAAGAGCCUGAUACCAUCAGUUUCCAUGAGGGAAACAAAACUGUAACCCACACAGAUGCAGUAGAGCAGCUCAAACAGCUCCAGAUUGGAGACCCAGAUCGUGUGAGUGGUCCUACCUUGCCUGAUGAUGACCCCAUGAUGCCAUAUGAUCUGGAGGCAGCUUUUUUUAACCUGGCACCAGCUCAGCCAAAGGAUGGAUGGCCAAUGAUGCUGAGGAUCCCAGAGAAGAAGAACAUUAUGUCAUCCAGGCACUGGGGACCAAUAUAUGUCAAGCUGACCAACAGUGGAUGUAUACAACUUUUUUAUGAGAAGGGACUGGAGAAGCCUUUUCGGGAACUCAAACUUGAAAUCAAUCAUGAGAUUUCAGAGCGCAAACUGCAGAACUACGAUGAGAAUGGAAGGAUACACAGCGUGCGGUUGGAUCGCACAACAUACAAGGAGAAAAAGAAGUAUCAGCCUAAGCCAGCCAUUGCACACACUGCAGAGAGAGAGCAAAUUAUCAAACUUGGGACUACAGAUUAUGAAGACUUCCUUAGCUUCAUCACUGCUGUGCAAGACACACUGAUGAACUUGCCAGCUUCAUCAACGGAUCUGAGCACAGUAGGACUGAAUUAUCAGGAAGAAGAAAUCACUGUGGAUGUCAGGGAUGAGUUUCAUGGCAUCUUGGCCAAGGGAGAUAGUGUGAUUCUCCAGCACAGUGUGCUGACUCAUAUCUAUGUUCUCAGCUUCCUUUCUGGCCUGGCAGAAUGCAGACUGGGCCUUAAUGAUAUCCUGAUCAAAGGGAAUGAAAUAGUUGCAAGGCAGGAUAUUAUGCCUACUACUACCACUAAGUGGAUUAAAUUAUACAGCUGCCGGUUCCAUUCAUGUGUGGAUGAGGAUAUGUUUAAUAACUCCCGUAUUAUCCUGUUCAACCCGCUGGAUGCCUGUCGGUUUGAACUGAUGCGAUUCAGGACUGUCUUUGCUGAGAAAAGUUUGCCUUUUACUCUGAGGACAGCUGCCAGCAUCAAUGGUGCUGAGGUGGAGGUGCAGAGCUGGCUGAUGAUGUCCACGGGGUUCUCUUCCAAUCACGACCCUUUAACUCAGGUCCCUUGUGAAAACGUGAUGAUCCGCUACCCCGUGCCAAGUGAGUGGGUGAAGAACUUCCGCAGGGAGAGUGUCCUGGGGGAGAAAUCUUUGAAAGCCAAGGUGAACAAGGGAGCCACUUUUGGAUCAACCAGUGUGUCUGGUUCUGAGCCAGUAAUGAGAGUAACUUUGGGAACUGCCAAAUACGAGCAUGCCUUUAAUUCCAUCGUAUGGAGGAUAAACCGACUGCCUGACAAAAACUCAGCUUCUGGCCAUCCUCACUGCUUUUUCUGUCACCUGGAGCUUGGCUCUGACCGGGAAGUGCCUUCCAGUUUCGUCCGCUAUGUAGAUGUGGAAUUUGACAUGCCCACCACUUCUGCAUCCAAAGCCACUGUUCGGUCCAUCUCUGUCGAGGACAAGACCGAUGUGAGGAAGUGGGUCAACUAUUCAGCACACUACAGUUACAAGGUCGAAAUAGAGCAGAAAAAAAGCUUGAAUGAGGAUCUGAAGGGAGAAAGUACUGCAAAUGUCAAUGAAUGUGCUACACAGUAAAGGAAGAUCAUUCCGCAAGUCCCAAGAGGGGUGGUCAAAUUAACAGACCUGGAAGAAAGGACUUGAAGGGGUUGGGUAUUUUUCUUUUAAAAAACAAGAGACUACUACUUUUAAAAUAAUGCUUUGAGGAGUAUAUUUUUUUUUCUUUGUGAUAAUCUGUACUUUGAGAAGAAUGUGGUCAGUAGUUUGGAAGGAAUCCACGGGCUUUUGCUGGAACGGUAGAAGUACAGUUGUACAGUCAAGCCUGCCUUUUCUGCCUUUUCAUCAUUUAGGUUCUGCACUCAAGUAUGGUCUGGCAACCAUCGCAGCCACACCAGAAAACAGCCUUUAUCACACGAUCUUGCCCUCCCACAUGAAGCAUUUUGUUUCAAUGCCUUUCGGUUUGGCCACUCACUGAAUUGCUUCCUUCUGAACUGCCAAAUAAAAUUCAGGGAGGAUCAAGUGAAAAAUUAUAUAAAAUCUCCUUUCUGAAAUGGUCCACAGAGGGAAAACCCUGAGCAUCAUUCUGGAGAAUCAAUACACUGUAUGACACACUCCUCUGAAAUAAAGAGAAUGGUCUUUGUGUUUUAGUAGAUGAACUACAGACAGGAGAGCUGAUCACAGAGCUGUUCCUCUGUUCAGCCCUUCUUCUCUCAUCCCUUGAAUGACAGCAUGUCACUGUGCACGUUUUCACAGGGUUUGCACAAGUUACAAGAAAGCCUCUGCAAUUUCUUAAAAUUUUUAUUUUGUAGUCUGAGCCGUUCUGGUAUUUGGACUGAACAUGGUUAUGGCUGCUAGCAACAAGGAAUGUGUGUUACAAUAAUGGAGAUACUGGAGGGACUUCGCUGAGAUUAGAUCAUUCCUGCCUAGAAAGAUACUUAAGGGAAAAACAUGGGGUUUAGUUUUGGGUUUGGGAUUUUUUUGUAUGUUUGCUAGGAUGGGUAAAAUGGGUGGUCAUUAAAAAUGUCAGAACACAAUUACUUUAACAGACAAUGUUGUUUGUUUUCCUGAAAAUCCUUGGAAGUCUGUCCAGUACAAUAGUAUUUUCAUGUUCUGUCUUGAACCUACAACGUAAGUUGUAGUAACAACAAAAAGUACAAAGUAACUUGUAUCUUUAUAAUUAUGUUUAUAAUACUCCCAUUAACUGGGCCUCAGAAUCUCUUUCCAAAAAUUAACAAGCUUCUAUCAUUGAGAUUUUUCAUCUCCGCUUAGCUGUAAAUAAUAGCAAGUCUUAAAACCUCUUUCUAAAUAAAAAUGCAGAAAACAUAAAUCAGUCAUUUACACAUAUUUUCAGAGAAAACAGUGUUAAAAGUACCCAUUUUUAGUUGUUUCUAUGGCUUGUGUAAUAUUUUGUCUCGUAAUGUUAAAUGUAAAGUAAGUAAUUUAUUAAAUCAUUUAUCUUUUGAAAGGUUACUACUGACUAUAAAAUACACAUUUGGAAAACUUUGGCAAUGUAAUUUAAAAGCAUAAUGAAUGAAAUGAAAGAUUUUUUAUAAAUUUAUUUCAUUUUACAUUUAAUACAAAAAAAUAGUACACUCUUGAUUUACCACUUUCACUGUGACUCCUAUAAAAUUAAUACAGUGUUAAAAUCCCAAAUAAACCAUGAAAUUAAUUUCAAUGAGUCUGAAACUGGUAGUGGUAGAAUUUGAAAUAAAUUGUAGGGAACUUAAAAAUGCCUUUUUUAUAUACACCUGUAUUUCAAGCCUGCAUCACUCGAGUGAUAGAUACUUACACAGGUACAGCACUGUAAAUAUGUAAAGUCUCAGUCUUCUAGGGUUUACUAACAAGCCUGUAACACUCCAUUGCAGGUAGCCCUUCUGGGCCCAGGGUGCUCCUUGGAGCUCACCAGUUAAUACUAAGCAUUUGCAACAUCUGUCUGUAAAUGGGAGAAUGCUAUUAACUUCUGUGAAGAAUUCUGAGCUCAGUGGAUUAAAAUUUCUGAUACUAUUAAUGAUAACUUGUAUAGGUUGUGAAAUACCUGACAGCACAGGGCUGAAUUUGUGACUGAUUCUCAGCUGUGGCACAGCCUGGCUGUGAUGAGUUGCAUGGCAGCUCCUCUACAAAAUUCACUCCUGUUCAAAGGCAGUCAAAGAAUUUCUGCAUGGACUUCCUGCAUUUCACUGCAGCUCUUAAUGUACAGUUUCUGAAAUGAUAUCAUCAAGAAAUAAAAAAAAAAAACGAAAACAAGCUGAAGCAGUGCUGAGAUGUUACUGAGAAAAUGUGAGAAUAUUUUUUGAAAGAAAU